CUAUAUCUACACAGGUAAAUUUAUAAAACUGUUAACAUUUUAAUAAUCAAUUAAUUUGGCAUUAUAAACAUUGUCAUGAAAGAGUAAAUGUAAAUAAUAUCCUGUUAAUAUUAUAGGUAACAGUGUUGUAUAGUUAUGAGUAAUUCAGAUGAAGAUUCAUCAACAAAACAAGUGUUAGAAUAUUACAAAAAAUACUCCCAAAACCCCCAUCUUCAAAAGUAUUUCUCUGGAACUUCAACCACCAUCACAUAUGCACCAAUUUCUGAUGAAGAAACUCCAGCAUUAGCCAUCAAUAUUCCUAAAAUAAUUAUUACCGAAAGCAGUACCACAGACAUUUAUAGCGCUAAGAAAUUGCAAUCACUAGAGGGACCAAGUACUGCGAAAGGCUCAAGCCGAUCCGUACAUAGUAGCAGUGAUGCAAUUGACAUAAAAGAGUCUCAGGAUUUUGUUAAAGCUAGUACUUUGCAAAGAAGUAACUCACUACCUUCAAAAUUAUGCUCUAAAGAAGUCCAUUUUGACUUAUCGCCUUCAGAAAAUGUCAAAAUAUUACUUUUCGGAUCAACAAGCAGUUCAGAUGAGUCGAUAGAGCAUGCACAGAUAGAGAAACCUUCUAGUGAGAGUUCUAGUAGUGCUAAAACAAAAUCUUCUCCAAUUCCUAGUACAAGUUCAUCUGAGGAAGAAAAUAAAAUUAUAAAUUUUGGAGUUAGUUUGUCAAGUUUGAAGAAAAAAAUUGGGUUACCUGUUGCAUUUUCCACACCAGUACUUCCAGAACCUGUUCAUGGUGAAAACAUAUAUACUACACCAAAAACAAGCUCUAGAGAAUACAUAAAGAGUCACCAAACUACAGUUCUUAGUGCAGUAGAUGAGGAAAAAAUAUCUAAUGUUUGUUGUAAUACUGAUUCAAAUCAGGGGAACAUAGACCAGGAGAGAACUAAGAAAUCUUCAUCAGGUGACGUAAAAAUUGAAGACACUAAAAUAUCUGAUGUUUCCAAAGGUGCUAUAAAGAAACAGAAAAAAGAACCAAUUAAAAAAACUGAUAAAGAAAGUACCCAGGAAGAAACUAGUGUAAAAAGAACUAAUCAAAAAGUAGUUCAGCUUACUAUGUCGACUCCACUCACUCUUGACUGUCUAUAUGAAAAAAAUGCAGAAGAAAUAGCUAUACAAACAGAAAAAUUAGAUUCAGACAGCGAGACCAGUGAACCGGAAGGUUCAAGUUGUGAUAGUUUUGAGUAUAUCAGUAGUAAUCUUGUUUCUUUACAGUCUUCCCAAGCCCAAUGUAACGUUCACAAAAAAGACUCUAGCUUAGGGAAAUCUUCAGGCUGUUCUGUAAAAGAAAUGUCAUCAGGAUCUUCUAAAUCUCAAACAAGUGAUAGUAGAGAGGACAUGGAUAAAGUGGUUGAUCUUUUACAAGUAUUUUUGUCUUCUAAAAGGGACAAAGUUACUAAAAACAAGGACUAUAUAAAGAAGGUUAUUAAAAAGAUUAUGUUCUCUAGUGAGUCUAGCCAGGAAAGAUCUUCAAGUCCAUCAAACAGUAAUAAUGAAGCAAGUCUUCCAAGAGAUUCUGUACAAGAAAAAUCAACUAAAACUAACACUGAUUCUACUGAGCCUGAAAGUAUAGUUAAAAAAAAAUCUAAAUCAAAGUCCAAUGGAGAUUAUUUACUACAGUUCGCUGAAAAUGAAAGGUUAUAUCAGAUAGCAUGGAUUGAUAAUGAAAUUUCACAUUUAUCCAAGCUUAAAAGAUUUCUUGAAGCUAAAAACAACAGCGGAAGUGAGAAAGAAACCAAGAAGAAAUCUUCAAAAUACAAAAUAUUAGGAAAAGAUGAAAAAACUAACAAAGAAUUAGAGAGAGAAUAUAUUAUUGAGACUGAUCAAGGGAUUCCCCCAGGUGCAAACGUUAAAUAUUUUAUUGAUGGUCAAAAAUUCACUGUAGCGCAUUGUGACGACUCUAGUAAAGUAUCUAAAAGUUCUGUAAUAGCUGAUAUCGCGGUAGAUUCAAAAACAAGCUGUACUAACAUAAAAGUAAGCACUAUUUGUAAUGUUUGUAAGCAUAUUAUCUGUAUAUGCAAGCCUGAAUCUUUAGGAGAACCAAAAAACAUAGGUUCUUUAAAGAAACCUGAAUCUUAUAGAACCAAACCUGAGAGUGAAUAUAGAGAAAAGAAGGAGUCUGAAUUUUUACCUGAAGAUUUUGAUGAAAAAAAAUCAAACUCUUUAGAGAAAGCAUUUCAGAAUUGUAACUGUACCCAUGCUACCAAUUCAAAAUGUACCUGCCCAUUUGUUGAAAAGCUCGCCAAACAUUUUUCACAAUCCAAAGAAAUGUUUUAUACUCCUAGACCUUCAAGUAAUGUAGGUAUGCAAGUAAAAGAAAGCGUUCCUGUUAAAAUAUGUAAGGAAGUACAAAGUAAAGUUGAUUCUUUGGACAAACAAGUCCAAUAUUUGAAGAGUUUGAUACAAAUAAAUGAAGAUAAUGGAAAAUCUGUAGAUAAAAUGACCAAUGAAGAACAUAAGAAUGGUGUAGGGGACGUAAAUAAAUGUGUUUCUAAAAAAAGUAGUUUAAAGAACCAAAAAAAUGGCGAUAAAAAGAUUCAAACAAACAGAUGCAAAUGUACUUCAAAAAGUGUUCAAAUUGAUUAUGAAAGUUUAAAAAGAUUGAGAAGUGAUUCAAUUGAUAAGAAAAUUCAGACUGAAGAGGAACUUGUCAGAGGCUUUGGCGUUAAUAGUACAGGGACAUUUAGAAGUUCUUCAAAAAGUGUCCAAAUUGGUAUAAAUGAUCCAUCUAAUACAAACAUUAAAACUGAAAAACAAACUUCUAAAGAUACUGGUGGACCUACUAUGUUUAGUGAUAAAAUGGUUAAUAGUGGUACAGAGAUGCUCCAAAAUAGAUACCAAAGUGCAUCAAAAAAUGUUCAAAUAGAUAAAAAAAGUUUAUUAGAGAGAUUCAGAACUAAUGUUGAAAGCAAUACAGAAAGGUUUCUUAGUAAAACUAGUAAUUCAAAUGGUCAAUUGCUUUUCAAUAAUGCUCAAAAAGAAUUUGAUUCAAAAGCUUUGAACUAUGAAGAUGGAAAAGAUCCUUCCAAAGGUGAAAAAAAUGGUGCAAGAAGUCUUCAGUUUGAGGAGAAAAUAGAAGCAAUAGCUGAUACAGUUAGUAGAUCCAUUGAUAAUAUUAAACAAGCACAGAACAAAACAGAUAGUAAAUCAAAAUUUGUUCAAAUUGAUAAUGAAAUAUUGAAGAGAUUGGGACGUGAUUCAAGUGAUAAUGAGAUUCAGACUGAGUCACUUGUCAGAGAUUUUGGUGUUAAUAGUACAAGGACAAUUAAAGGUUCUUCAAAAAGUGUUCAAAUUGGUAUAAAUAAUUCAGUUGAUGAUACAAUGGUUAAUAGUGGUACAGAGAUGCUUCAAUGUGCCUCAAAAAAUGUUCAAAUAGAUGAAGAAAGUUUAUUAGAGAGAUUCAGAAAGAAUGCUGAAAGCAAUUCAGAAAGAUUUCCUAGUAAAUCUAGUUCAAAUGGUAAAUUGCUCUUUAAUAAUGCUAAAAAGGAAUUUGAUUCAAAAGCUUUGAACUAUGAAGAUGUGAAGGGCCCUUUUAAAGGUGAAAAAAAUGGCUCGCCAAGUCUGAAAUUUGAUGAGAAAAUAGAAGCAAUAGCUGAUUCAGUAAGCAGAUCCAUUGAUAAUAUUAAACAAGCCCAAAAAAGAACAGAUAGUACUUCUAAAGGUGAUAAAAUUAUUCAAACAGACAGAUGCCAUAUAUGUUGCUCAAAAUUUGUUCAAAUAGAUAAUGAUCUUUUGAAGAGAUCAGGAAAUUAUUCAAUUGAUAGGAAGAUUCAGACUGAGGAGGCUCUUGUCAGGGAAUUUGGUGUUAAUAGUACAGGGACACUUAAAAGUUCUUCAAAGAGUACUCAAAUUGGUAUGAAUGGUUCAGUUGAUCAUAAAAUUGAAACUGAAAAACAAACUUGUAAAGAUGUUGGUGUACCUACUAUGUUCAGUGAUAAAAUGGUUAAUAGUGGUACACAGAUGUACCAAAGUAGAUGCCAAUGUUGCUCAAAAUGUGUUCAAAUAGAUCAUGAAGGUUUGAGGGGAUUAAGAAGUGAUUCAAUUGAUAGAAAGAUUCAAACUGAGGAGGCACUUGUUAGAGAAUUUGGUGUUAAUAAUUCAGGGACAGUGAAGAGUUCUUCAAGAAGUGUUGAAAUUGGUAUAGACAACUCAGUUAAUAAAAAUACUGAAACUGAAAAACAAACUUCUAAAGAUACUGGUGUUCCUGCUGGGUUUAGCGAAAACAUGGUUAAUAGUGGUAUACAGAUGUCCCAAAGUAGGUGCCAAUGCGCCUCGAGAGGUGUUGAAACUAUAAAACAAGCUACCGAGGAUGUUGGUAUGUUUAGUGAGAAUAUGGUUAAUAUUGGUACACAUAUGUCCCAAAAUAGAGGCCAACGCACUUCAAGAAGUGUUGAAACUGUAAAACAUGCUUAUAAGGAUGCCGGUGCGCCUGCUAGAUCCACUGAAAAAAUGGUUAAUAAUGGUACACAGAUGAUCCAAAAUUCCACAAGGAGCGUUCAGAUAAAUAAAAACAGUUUGCAGAAGCUUAAAAGCGAGUCUAAGGAUUCUGGUACAUUUGGAAAGUCCGGUGAUAGUGAAGAAAAAUCAGGGAGUGAUGAUGAAACAUCUGCUAUGUAUUCACAAAUGGGUAGCACUACUGUAAGUAUCCCAACAUCUAUUCUCGAUCAUGGACCUUUAACACUACAAUCCACACAGAACAAUUGUGCUUGUUGUGGCAGAAAAUUGACUCAGGAUGAGAUCCAAGCUACUUUGUCCAAAAAUAACCAGUCUCUAUGUUGCUGUAAAGGAUAUAAUAACCAAGCUUACCAAACCCAUCCAAUGUGGAAUUGCUUUUAUCAUCACCAAGCCUAUAAUAACAAUAAUUACUAUAAUAACAACAGGGCAAUGUUUCAAAAGUCCAAAACAUAUUGCAAAAGAUGCAGAGAAAAGUUGCUUGAAACUGUGAAGAAACAGAGACAUGGAACUGCAUAUACGUUGAUUUUAGAGGAAAAAAAUGGUGGAAAUGAUGAAAAAACUGAUGGAAAUAAAGGAAGAUUUUCUGAGGAGGUCAGAGUUCAAGUUCCCAAAGUUGAAAAAUCAAAAAAAUCGAAAGACAGAAGAAACAGUCAUGAAAAGAAUAGAAACGGGAGUUUGAAGAAACAUAAUGGACUUCAAGAUGAUGAAAGUAAACGACAGUAUUCUUUAAAGGACUACUUAAUAGAAAACCGGCCAGAAUUCAUAUAUUCUGCAGAAUACAGACGACAGCUCAUGCUGAACUCCAGAAUACAGAGGGAGCAAAAAAAAGACGCCUUAAAAAUGAACUUUUUAGAGGACAAACAACAUAGAAAUAACAGUAAUGUGAAGCUGUACACUGAAAAAGAAAUGAAGGAAAUUACCAAAAGAAAUUACAGGAAAUUACCGGAAGUUAAACAGAAAAAUGUGGAUAAAUAUGGUAGACGUCUUCGUGAGGCUGAUAAAAUAAUAUGCGAUAGAUUUGCGAAGCACGUACAGAAGUCAGUUCUGAAAGGGAAGGCAAAUUUUCCAAUUGAUCAAAAUGUAGUAAACUUAUGACGUGUAUUCUAGUGUUUUAUUUUUUUUGUGUGUGUGAGUCCUAAAGAAAAUGUUAAGUACAAAUAAAUGUUGUCAUUUUUUAUAUAUUUUUUAUGUUUUAUAUUGUACAAAAU
Messenger RNA from Sitophilus oryzae (rice weevil), 5708 nucleotides. RefSeq lists its product as uncharacterized. The record is from RefSeq and is a predicted model, not a curated record. The coding region runs from base 136 to 5595 and encodes 1819 amino acids. Lineage: Eukaryota; Metazoa; Arthropoda; Insecta; Coleoptera; Curculionidae. The transcript has 5 exons.